AUGCUCGCAAGAGUACUUAAGUCUGCCUCUUCCCAGCCUUCCACACCCACCCAGACACCCAGCUCCCCGUCCAAGUCACACAAUAACAACAACAACAUGGCAGCCCCAGCCAUCCCCCAGCCCUCCCCCUCCAAGUCGAGGUCGGACCGCUCAGCGGCAAAGGAGAACCAGCCCGCCCCAGGUGCUGCCGGCGACCGCUCCAGCUACCUCUCCUUCCUUUGGGCCCAGGAGAAGGCGGCCAAGUCAAAGGGCGGAGACGAGGUGCACGACCCCCGCCCCGCCUACUCGGCCGACGACGUCCACAUGCAGACCUACAAGGGCACAGCCAACCCCGCGGCGCUCAAGAACCUUGCCGCGCCGCCAUCCCCCACCAAGGGCCAGCACCAGUACCACUACAUCCAGCCCGCCCAGCAGCAGAGCGGCCGCGAGUUACUCGGUGUCCCCGGUGGCAACGCCCAGCGGGCCUUUGACGAGGACAUUCGUAUGCGCACUGCCAAGAUUGAGACGCAGAAAGAGCAGCGUGUGCUCGAGCCGUGGCAGAUCGAGCUGCUCGAAUCGCCAGAAGUCAGGCGCAAGGCGACGGUCGCACAGCUCUACUUCCUCGACUAUUACUUCGAUCUCCUUGGUUACAUCUCGAGCAGGAAAAAGCGUUGCGACACGUUCAAGGCCGACACUGCUGCCCGUAACGUGACUGGCCCUGAGCUCGCCAAGGAGGUUCAGAGCUACAAUGGUCGUGAGCGUGUCCUGCUCCGUAAGCGUCGUACCAAGCUCCGCAUCGACCACUUCCGUAUCAUUGCCCAGGUCGGCCAGGGUGGCUACGGCUCGGUCUACCUUGCUCGCAAGGCCGACACGCACGAAAUCUGUGCCUUGAAGAAGAUGCGCAAGGGUACUCUUGCCAAGAUGGACGAGGUCAAGCACGUCCUUGUGGAGCGUGAUAUUCUCACCGCCGUCAAGACGCCUUGGCUGGUGCGCCUCCUCUAUGCCUUCCAGGACCAGGAGCACGUCUACCUUGCCAUGGAGUACGUGCCUGGAGGUGACUUCCGCACUCUCCUCAACAACUCGGGUGUGCUCAAGGAGGAGCAUGCCAGGUUCUAUGCUGCAGAGAUGUUCGCUGCUGUCAACGAGCUCCACAAGCUUGGUUACAUUCACCGUGACCUCAAGCCCGAGAACUUCCUCGUUGACGGCACCGGCCAUGUCAAGCUUACCGACUUUGGUCUCGCCACUGGUGCUCUCAACCCCCAGAAGAUUGAGGAGAUGAAGCAGAAGCUCGACCAGGUCAAGGACGAGAACCUUGUCUUCCGUAGCACACUCGAGCGCCGCACAAUCUACCGGUCUAUCCGCAUGACUGAGCCUCGCUACGCCGACUCGGUUGUCGGUUCGCCAGACUACAUGCCUCCAGAGGUUCUCCGUGGCAGGACCUACACAUACUCCGCAGACUACUGGUCGCUUGGCUGUAUCCUGUUCGAGUUCCUGUGCGGCUUCCCUCCUUUCUCGGGUUCCACACCCGAGGAGACUUGGGCCAACCUCAAGAACUGGUCGCGCGUUCUUCGUCGCCCGGUCUACGACCGCCCCGAGGACUUGAUCUUCAACCUGACGGAUGUGGCGUGGGAUGCCGUGGUUCGCCUCAUUGCCCACCCCAAGGACCGUGUCGCGUCGCUCGCCGACGUCCAGACGCUCCCCUUCUUCUCUUCGCUGCCCUUCGGUCAGCUUCGCCAGUUGCCGGCACCCUUCGUCCCCGUCCUCGACGGCGAGACCGACGUCGGCUACUUUGACUCGUUCACGUCACCAGAGGACAUGGCCAAGUACGCCGAGGUGUUCAAGAAGCAGCGCGACGUCGAGGCUGUCAAGGAGAAGGGUCAGGGCAACCGUAACAACUGGGUCGGCUUCACCUUUGGCCGCAACGUUGCGCCUGUUGGCCCGCCACGCCUUGUCAAGCCGGCCGACGAGCCCCUCGAGACCAUUUUCUGAGCCUGCUGCUGCUGCUGUUUUGAUAACAUAACCUGCCUGCAUACAACAACGCCCCCCGUCCCCGUCCUGCUUUCCAACCGAACAUUGUGUCAUCAGUUUCCCCCAUCUCCCGUAGCCUGAUACACCAGCCGCCAGGCUUUAUGUGACGAACCCUGUGAUGACAUGCCAAGCUACUACUUGCUACAAUA
This is a messenger RNA of Vanrija pseudolonga, 2156 nucleotides long. RefSeq names its product Serine/threonine-protein kinase sid2 (gene sid2). The transcript has 6 exons. The coding region runs from base 1 to 1968 and encodes 655 amino acids. Gene Ontology annotation, molecular function: protein serine/threonine kinase activity; ATP binding. The record is from RefSeq and is a predicted model, not a curated record. Gene Ontology annotation, biological process: intracellular signal transduction; peptidyl-serine phosphorylation. Gene Ontology annotation, cellular component: spindle pole body. NCBI's taxonomy places the organism in Eukaryota, Fungi, Basidiomycota, Tremellomycetes, Trichosporonales, Trichosporonaceae.